CUCAAUUUCUUAUCUUAACAUGGGUGUGGCAAAAACAGGUACCUGUCCAACCAAGAGUCUUGCUCUCCUACGGACAGUGUAUAUUGUCACUGGACAGGGUGCCCUCCAGCGACACACACAGAGGGACUGCAUUCCCCUACCCUCCUUGCAUCUAGGAUCUAAGAGGGGUCAUGUAUCUACUUCUUGUAAAAUGAAUAGAAAUGAUGCAGGUCACUUCUGGGCCAAGGAAAUUACGAAGAAAAUGCUUCCUUACCCUCUCUUUUUCUUGCAGCUGCAAGCAGAGAUCUCCAUGGUCCUAGGAUUAGCAGCUCCAGAGGCAAGGACCCUAGGAUUUCUCGCCAAGCUAAGGAAUGCUGCCCACAUACCAGAAUAUCAGCACCAAAUUGUUUGCAGCAUGUGCAGGGCCUCCAGCUGCUACAUCCUGAAGUGUGAUCCUGUCGCUGUCACAGUUGAAGGAAGACUGUGUCCCAGCAGUGCCUUGACUAAGAGGCCUCUCUCAGAGAUACGAGGGUGGCAUCGGAUGGCGCUCCAGCUACCACAAGAAGCGCUGGCUGCUCCCUCUCCUCCUUCCCAGAACACUGACUUCUCCAGUUCUCCCAGUGGCAUACCAACUUCUACCCUUUCUCUAUCCCAUUUUCAGAUUUCCAGUUCUUACAAAAUUUCUUUGAGGCUCACCCAAGCUUAAAGCUGAUGAACCACAGAACAGGUUGGAACCAGAGCUGUGUCUUAAAAAUAGGAAUCAUUUCUAAAUUAAUUGACUUGAAGUCAAUACUUUCCCACCAUGAAGCCUAUUACAUAAAUGAAUAAAACUAUAGAGUAAUGAAUUAAAGC
This is a messenger RNA of Sus scrofa (pig), 831 nucleotides long. RefSeq lists its product as uncharacterized. The record is from RefSeq and is a predicted model, not a curated record. NCBI's taxonomy places the organism in Eukaryota, Metazoa, Chordata, Mammalia, Artiodactyla, Suidae.